This is a messenger RNA of Saxophila tyrrhenica, 996 nucleotides long. RefSeq lists its product as uncharacterized. The coding region runs from base 1 to 996 and encodes 331 amino acids. NCBI's taxonomy places the organism in Eukaryota, Fungi, Ascomycota, Dothideomycetes, Mycosphaerellales, Extremaceae. The transcript has 3 exons. The record is from RefSeq and is a predicted model, not a curated record.
AUGGCUCAAGUCAACCUCUUCGACCUCCAGAAGCGUCGCGCAUGGUGCUGCAUCCAUUGGACUCGAGGGUGCUUGAAUUGGGUGAACUGGGAGGACUCGGCUUGCCACAAGUGCAUCUCACAAGGCAGGGAUGCCCGUAAGCUAGAUGACCCGUCAGCACCUCUCGAGCCAGAGACCAAUGAUCUAGACUACCUUCCAGCUUUGAAAGCCGCCUAUCUGCUACACAGGUCUUUGAACGGCAGACAGUGGCUACCGAUCAGUUUAGCAGGUACAGAGCACUGUCUCCUCGACGAGCUACAUGUGGCUACAUAUCAAGUCCUGGAAGCCAUGAGGAGCACCAUAGAGCGGACACCAAGGACCUCUCCUAGGCGACCAGCGGCCGACAAGCUCCAGGCAGACUAUGCAUCGUACCCAAAGACACUGCCAGGCGUGCUACACUUAUUUAGAAGCCACUCCGUGGAGGCCGGAGUGCAGUUCUUCCAAGACAUCGUGGGACAAGUUCAAAAAUACGCAGGUCCUGCUUAUUCUGGCGCCAUGAUCAUCACCGCGAGUCCCGGCGUGAUCGACUGGCUGCCUCGACCAGAAUCAUUCGACCACCGCAAGGCCAUCCACCAGCACAGGUACCAAGCAUGGAAAAUGGCGGAGACCGUCCUCGUCAACAACGUACAAGUCGAAUGCAGGCCUUCCAUGCUCAACAAGGCGUCGAUGUCAGAAAUGUCAAACGCACUAGAUCGCGCCGAGCUGGCGCUGGCCAGAGCAGUUGCUCGAACACUGGAGAAGUACUCCGACGGUAGGGAGUAUGAGGCUGCGGUCAAGCUGCAGACUGAGAUACGGAAGUAUCGACUCGUGCUCCGGGAGACCACUUCAGCUCCGCCAGCACGCGAUGAGCUUGCCGUGCUGCUUUGCCGAGCCCUGGAGACCGUCACGUACAGUACCACUGUCGUCGAAGAGCAGCGCAUAGUUGUCCGAGAUCCGCCUGCCCACUUCCCGGUUUGA